Messenger RNA from Hevea brasiliensis (rubber tree), 1799 nucleotides. RefSeq names its product G2/mitotic-specific cyclin C13-1. Gene Ontology annotation, cellular component: cyclin-dependent protein kinase holoenzyme complex; cytoplasm; nucleus. The record is from RefSeq and is a predicted model, not a curated record. Gene Ontology annotation, molecular function: cyclin-dependent protein serine/threonine kinase regulator activity. Gene Ontology annotation, biological process: regulation of cyclin-dependent protein serine/threonine kinase activity; mitotic cell cycle phase transition. Bases 159 to 1397 code for a protein of 412 amino acids. Lineage: Eukaryota; Viridiplantae; Streptophyta; Magnoliopsida; Malpighiales; Euphorbiaceae. The transcript is spliced from 8 exons.
CGAAAGGCGGCAAAAACUUUUUUCAAAUGGUGAAAGUGGCGGCAUCUUUCACCUCUCUCUGUAUCCAUGCCCUCAUCUCUCUCCUACGCCCACCUCGUUGGAAACCCUAAUUAAACCUAUUUCCAUUUUCCAAAUUAACUUCCAUUCCAACAAACCAAAUGGGCGACAAUGAGAGUAGCGUCAAGUCCGCCCGCUCAUCCUCGAAGAAGCGGGCCUCUGUGGCUGCUCCUUCCCUGCAAUUCUCCAAGAAGCGAGUCCCCCUUGGAGAGCUCACCAACACUCCCAGUAUCAUCAAUGAGUCCACUCGGAUCCUGGAUCACCAGACCACCUGCAAGAUUGAAUGCGUAUUGAAGGAGAUAACUCAGAACUCAGAUGUUGAAACCGGAGCCAAGCCCAGACGCCAAAUGAAGAAGAGGAAUAAAAAAGAUCCAGAGAACUCGUCAACCUCUGAGUCAACUCAGAAUUCGGAUGUUGAGAUCAAUCAGAAGACCGAAUGUAAUGUAAAGACCAGCAAUCAAAGCAACCCUGAGAACUUGCAUAGCAGUGGGUCGACUCAGGACUUGGAGUUCAGGAAAAGUUCUUACUCAUCUUCCAUAUAUGGGUAUCUUCAUUCCUUAGAGAUGGAGGACAAAAGAAGGUGCGUUUCUAAUUACAUGACUGAAGUGCAGACAGAUAUUACAGUGAAAAUGCGAGAAGUUCUAGUGGACUGGUUGGUGGAAGUUGCUGAGGAGUACAAGCUUGUCUCCGACACCCUUUAUCUCACUGUAACUUAUGUUGACAGAUACCUCUCUUUGCAAGUUCUGAGCAGGAGCAAUCUACAGCUUCUUGGUGUUUCUUGCAUGCUUAUUGCCUCGAAAUAUGAAGAGAUUAAUCCUCCACAUGUUGAAGAUUUUUGCUAUAUAACAGAUAACACUUACACCAAGGAAGAGGUAGUCAAUAUGGAGAAAGAUGUACUUAAAUUCUUGAAUUAUGAAAUGAGUACUCCUACAACAAAAAAUUUUCUCAGGAUAUUAACAAAAGCUGCUCAAGAGAAUUGCAAAUCUCCUGAUUUGCAAUUUGAGUUCUUGAGUUGUUUUCUUGGGGAACUAAGUUUGCUAGAUUAUCACUGUCUUCGCUUCUUACCGUCAAUAAUUGCUGCAUCAGCUGUUUUCCUUUCAAGGUUCACAAUCCAACCAAAGAUGCAUCCUUGGAGUGCGUCAUUGCAAUUCUGUUCAGGUUACAAACCAUCUGACUUGAAGGAAUGUGUUAUUGCCAUCCAUGACCUGCAAUUAAAAAGAGAAGCAAGCGCUUCGCAAGCAGUAAGGGACAAAUACUCACAGCACAAGUUCAAGUGUGUGGCGACAUUGUCUUCUCCAAUAGAGAUCCCUGAGCAUUACUUUGAGGCCAUUGAUGAAUAAUGAUUCACAAGACUCGAAGAUGCUCACUUUGAAGUAGUGCUUGUUUCUUCCUAGGGAUCUGAUAAUCUAUUGUUCUCUUGUUCUUGCUAAAUUUGAGGCUGUCAAAAGUCAACUUCUGGUUGAAAACUGGUUGGUUUGAAAUUGGGGGACCGAAUUUUGACAUUGUUAGAAUGAAGUACUGUGGCAACCAUUGUUACCAGGAUUCUGCAUUUUUUAUUGGUUGAAUUUGAUCUUAGAAUUCUAAAAGCCACAGUAUUUUUUUUUAUUGCUUCUGUAGAUCAUGUUAAUUAGAUUGAGGCACACAAGAUAUUGGCUUUGGUGACCCUCAUAGAAAACUAUUAUUUUUGUAUCAAGUUAACAUUUUGGACAUUUUAUUUCUUCAAUUGUAUAUCUUUUUAUUAA